AUGGUCCUUUUACGCUUGGCUUGGCUUGCCGGCUUGGUUGCCUCUGCUAUUGCGGCUACUCCUGAUCAAUGGCGCUCGCAGUCGAUAUACUUCAUGCUUACUGAUCGCUUCGCUCGGACGGAUGGCUCGACUACGGCGAGUUGUGAUGCGAGUAUGAGGAGAUACUGCGGUGGAACCUGGAAGGGAAUUGAGAACAAACUCGACUACAUCCAGGGAAUGGGCUUCACGGCUAUUUGGAUUACUCCUGUAACAGCCCAAUUGCCCGAGGACACCAAGUAUGGUGAAGCCUAUCAUGGCUACUGGCAGCAAGACAUCUACGGUCUCAACUCACAUUAUGGCACGGCAGAUGAUCUCAAGGACCUCGCCUCAGCUCUGCAUAAACGGGGAAUGUAUCUCAUGGUUGAUGUAGUAGCCAACCAUAUGGGCUACGAUGGUUCUGGGGAUUCAGUCAACUACGCCGUAUUUAAUCCAUUCAAUGAAAAGAAAUAUUUCCACUCCUACUGCGAGGUCAACGAUUACAACAACCAAACCAAUGUGCAAGACUGCUGGCUCGGUGAUACGACUGUCUCACUACCUGAUCUCGAUACGGACAGUGAAGACGUCCAGAGUAUGUGGUACAACUGGGUUGGAUCAUUGGUUUCUAACUACUCGAUCGACGGUCUCCGCGUUGACACAGUCAAACAUGUCGAAAAGAGCUUCUGGUCAGGUUACAACAAAGCCGCUGGUGUGUACUGCAUCGGCGAGGUCUUUGACGGCGACGCCCAUUAUACUUGUCCUUACCAGGAGGUGAUGGACGGGUUGCUCAACUACCCAAUGUAUUACCCUCUCCUCGGAGCCUUCAAAUCCACAAGCGGUAGCAUGAGUGAUCUCUAUGACAUGAUCAACACCGUCAAGUCAACCUGCGCCGACUCGACUCUGCUAGGGAAUUUCGUGGAGAAUCAUGAUAACCCACGCUUUGCUUCCUACACUGAUGACAUAUCGCUCGCCAAGAAUGCCGCUGCCUUCACUAUCAUGGCUGAUGGUAUUCCAAUUAUCUACGCCGGACAAGAACAACACUACAGCGGAGGCAGCGACCCGAACAAUCGCGAGGCUACCUGGUUGUCCAAGUACAACACCAACAGUGAAUUAUACCAGCUCAUUGCGAAGGCGAAUGCAAUUCGGAAUCAGGCUAUCUAUAAGAGUGAUAAGUAUACCACUUACAAGAACUAUCCGAUCUACAAAGAUGACACCACUCUAGCUAUGCGCAAAGGCUACAGCGGCUCUCAGACAAUCACUGUUCUCUCAAACCUUGGUGAGAGUGGAAGCUCGUAUACACUUUCGCUUCCUGACACAGAGUUCAAGGCUGGUGAUAAGUUGAUGGAAAUCAUCACUUGUACUAGUGUGACUGUUGAUAGCAGUGGGAAUGUUCCUGUUCCCAUGGCGAAGGGACAGCCGAGGAUUUUGUACCCUUCUUCGCUGAUUCAGGGAGCGAGUUUGUGUGCUUAG
Messenger RNA from Penicillium canescens, 1485 nucleotides. Its product is annotated as alpha-amylase. The transcript is spliced from 9 exons. The record is from RefSeq and is a predicted model, not a curated record. Gene Ontology annotation, molecular function: alpha-amylase activity; calcium ion binding. Lineage: Eukaryota; Fungi; Ascomycota; Eurotiomycetes; Eurotiales; Aspergillaceae. The coding region runs from base 1 to 1485 and encodes 494 amino acids. Gene Ontology annotation, biological process: carbohydrate catabolic process.